This is a messenger RNA of Pneumocystis murina B123, 1899 nucleotides long. RefSeq lists its product as hypothetical. Gene Ontology annotation, cellular component: mitochondrion; cytosol. The transcript has a single exon. Gene Ontology annotation, molecular function: protein binding. The record is from RefSeq and is a predicted model, not a curated record. Gene Ontology annotation, biological process: cell redox homeostasis. Bases 1 to 1899 code for a protein of 632 amino acids. NCBI's taxonomy places the organism in Eukaryota, Fungi, Ascomycota, Pneumocystomycetes, Pneumocystales, Pneumocystaceae.
AUGGAAGAAAUAAGCAAUUGUUUAAAUAAUUUGGCAUCUCUUGCACUUUCAACGACAGGAGAAAUUCCUCCGCCAUUGGUAGGGUGUUCUUUUACUCUUAUUGGAACAAAACUUUAUGUAUUCGGAGGGCGUUUAGUUUCUAAUUGGAAUUUAACAAAUGAUUUAUAUGUCUUGGAUUUAGAAUCGUAUAUUUGGACAAAGAUUCAUAAUCUUUCGCCACAUCUUCCCGAGCCUAGAUAUUUUCAUUCGGCGGAUAUAUAUUUGAAUUCUAUUUAUGUUUUUGGAGGAAUUGGUUUAUCUAAAAAUCCUGAUAAUCCUUAUUGUCUCUUGGAUGAUAUUGUUGUUUUUGAUCUUCAAUUUGGAAAAUGGAAGAAAAUAAUGGUACCGCCAUCAUCAUAUUUUCCAAAACCUCGAUAUGCACAUUUAUCUGUUAUUAAUAUGAAUUAUUUAAUGAUUAUUGGAGGACAAGAUUUGGAAAAUAAUUAUAUUGAAGAAGCUAAUUGUUUCGAUUUAAAUAUGCAUAUAUGGUCAUCUUCUUUUGUUUUUAAUAAACAUUGUGGUCUCUAUCGUUCGGUCGCUUCUUGUAAAAUGGAAACUUUUCCUGAAUGUGCAUUAAAUCUUAGCGAGAAGAAUACAUUGAUAUCUGAAAUUGCUUCAUCGUACCAGAGUUCGCCUUUUCAGAGUAAACGGAAAUCAUUAAGUAUUUCAGAAUCAUCAAGAAGAUUAUCUGCCCAUAGCGAAAUAUCAAAUUUACUUUAUCAUUCACAAGCCAAAAAAUCAUUUGAUGGCACACAGAAGUCUGAUGGUGAGUUAAUUUCAACUCAUGUUCAGUAUGUUUCGAACAAUCCUAUUUUUAUUUAUUCUAAUUAUAAUUUCAAAAAUCUGAAAAAUGAGCUUUAUAUGAUUACUUCCUUGGAAGAUGACCAAUAUAAUAUAGUAGACAUUUCUGAUAAGUUUUCAGGUGAACUAAAACCCUCUGGUUUACGGUUUCCAUCAGGAGGUAUUCUUGGCGAUCAUCUUGUUAUUUUUGGGACUUAUUUAACAAAUACUACACAUUCUUAUAGUAUUUGGUGUAUUGAUCUAAAUAGUUUGACCUGGUCAAGGAUUGAUCCAGGCCCAUUAUUAGACGAAGGUUCUUGGAAUAAAGGAAUUAUAGAUUAUGACAAAAAUUGUUUACUUAUUUUUGGAAAUAAGGAACAAGAUUUAGUCGAGGAUUAUAAUCAUCGAAGAAUUAAUUUCGAUCAUAUUAUUUUAGUUGAACUUGAAGCUUUUGGAGUUUACAGAGUAACUAUUCCGAAAAUGUCUCUCGCCGCUCAAGAAUUGGGAUUAAUGAUGCUGGAAGAUCCUUCUUUUUCUGAUAUGGAAAUGUUGACACAAGAUAAUGUUAUUUUGCCCUGUUCUACAAAAGUUUUAUCCACAAGAUGGCCUCGGUUUCAUAGUUUUUUCAAAGCAAGUCUUAAAAAGGAUACCACUGAAUUUUCAACUUAUGAUUUUUUAACUAAAAACCAAAGAAAUACUUUGACUUUACAUAAUAAUUUGACUCAAUUGAGCAGUAGUGGGCCUUCAUCUGCAAGAUUUUAUAAUCGUUCUCGUACUCUUUAUAUUCCUCAUCCAUCAUCUGUUGUUCAACAAUUUCUUCGAUUUUUAUAUACUUAUUCCCUAGAACCAAAUAUUCUGGAUGAUAUUUCUGCUCUUUUUGCUUUGCUUUCGCUUUCUAAAAGUUUUGGUCCCGACUUAGAAGUAAAAGAUUUAAGUCUUUAUAUUUUUUAUGCUCUUCAAAAAUGUUUAACCUCUCAAAAUGCUUCUUCUAUUUAUGAAAUGGCUGUUUUAUAUGGACAUAGAGGUUUACAGAUUCGUUCAUUGAAAUUAAUUUCUUCUCUAAAAAAAGAUGAUAAUUAA